GACUGCCAAUCAGUGUUGGUGUGUCUAGAUACAGAGGAACAGCUGAUUCUUGCAGUUGUGCAGCUGCUGCUCCUGCUCCCCUUUGCUCGGGUAAAGAGCGAAAGACGAGAAAAAAAAAAAGAGGAACAAGCAGAACGAAGUAGAGACAUGCCACAGAACGUGCUGCUGGACGGGCCUGCCCCAUGGGGAUUUCGACUGUGUGGUGGCAAAGAUUUCAACCAACCUCUAACCAUCACCAGGGUGACUCCUGGAAGCAAGGCCUCGCUGGUCAAUUUGUGCCCAGGAGAUGUCAUCCUGGCUAUCGAAGGAGCCCCAACAGAUGGAAUGACUCACGCUGAGGCCCAGAACAAGAUAAAAGACUCUACUAAUCAGCUCUGCCUCAAAAUAGAAAGGCCUGAAACCAAACUCUGGUCCCCACAAGUCAUGGAGGAGGGAAAAGCACACCCAUUCAAAGUCAACCUGGAAGCAGAGCAACAAGACCUUGGCUAUUUUGAACACAAGUUUAAUGUCAGGCCAAAGCCCUUCACACCUGGGGGUCAAAACAGAAAUAACACAUCUCAGAGGGUGACACCGAAUGUAUUUAAGGGGACUGCACCAGUUACUAAUCGGAGUCAGAUUGAAGCCCUGGCUCGGUCCACUCUGUAUAACUCCCCCAUUAACUUGUACUCAGAUGCCAAUCUAUCAGAAGCUCUACAGCACACUCAGUUUUCUGCUGUAGCUGAUAAACCAGCAAUCAGUGGAAAAGCCCUGACGUCCAUUGAGGACUCUGACGUGUACCGAAUGUUGCAGGAGGAUGAUGAAACUCCUCAUGAGCCUCGCCAGUCCGGCUCUUUCAAAGCCCUGCAGGACUACAUAGAGAGUGACGGUACAAAGCCUAUGGUAACCAGAAGUGUCAAAGCUCCAGUGACGAAGCCCCAAGCAGCCUCAGCCACGCUACAGAAACUGCCUCUUUGUGACAAAUGUGGCAAUGGCAUUGUGGGUACCGUGGUCAAAGCCCGGGACAAGUUCCGCCACCCUGCGUGUUUUGUGUGCUCCGACUGUGGCAUGAACCUGAAGCAGAAAGGAUACUUCUUUGUGGAGGGACAGCUGUAUUGUGAGACUCAUGCUCGGAUCCGAAUCAGACCUCCAGAGGGACAUGACCUGGUCACUGUGUACCCUAACGCUUAAAAGACAUUACAGCUUCAGUCUUCACUGCCUAUUGAUGCUGCAACCCAUUGAAAGAUGUAGGAAUGUUUAUUAAUUGUUGAACCAAGGUCUGGCAUGUCUGCUCUAAGGGAAAUAUUUACAUUUUGUUGCUUGAUGGGCUCUCUUUAGCGUAAAAGAGAAUGCUUGCUUGACAGUUUCAGUACCUCAGUUAGGUACCAAAUGAGAAACAGCAAGUGAUCGAACAUAGUGUCAUUUUUGCAGUGCUGUUAUGCUAGAUUGACAAAACUGGUUCUUUCAGGUGUAACAUCUUGAUUGUUAUCCCUUUCAUGUAUGAAAAUUCUGAUGACUUUUUUUUUUAAACAACUCAUAUUUCUUAACAUUAACAUUAACACUUUAAUGUAAUUGUCAAUGUAAGAAAACACAAAAACCCCACAAUGUGCUUAAAAAUAAUCUCCCAAAUGAAAGAACUAAUAAUUCUUUCAGGUGGGGUGGAUAGUCAUCUAUUCUUGACUAUUACUGUUUUAUAAUAAAGCUAUUGGGAUUUGUUUUUACCACUUCCUAACAAUCAGUAUACAGAGCAUAGUUCAUUUCAAAUCUAUACUAACUGCCCUUUAAACAACUGGUGGUGCCCAGCCCUCACAUGAGAUAUUUAGCUACUAGGCCUGCUGCACUACAUAGCUCUGUCCACAGGGUGGCAGUAUUUCAGCUUUAAUAUGUUGUAAUUAAAAUCACCAAAACUUUUACAAAAUA
Molecule: messenger RNA, 1896 nt
Organism: Ictalurus punctatus (channel catfish)
Lineage: Eukaryota; Metazoa; Chordata; Actinopteri; Siluriformes; Ictaluridae
Gene: pdlim3b
Product: PDZ and LIM domain 3b
Exons: 8
Coding region: 148-1167 (339 amino acids)
Biological process (GO): heart development; actin cytoskeleton organization; muscle structure development
Cellular component (GO): adherens junction; Z disc; filamentous actin
Molecular function (GO): actin binding; muscle alpha-actinin binding
Source: RefSeq, a predicted model, not a curated record